This is a messenger RNA of Bathycoccus prasinos, 708 nucleotides long. Its product is annotated as Hydrolase, HD. The transcript has a single exon. Lineage: Eukaryota; Viridiplantae; Chlorophyta; Mamiellophyceae; Mamiellales; Bathycoccaceae. The record is from RefSeq and is a predicted model, not a curated record. Bases 1 to 708 code for a protein of 235 amino acids.
AUGCCAACAAAAGAGAAAAACGAAUUCAUAACCAAAAUCGAGCGGUUCGUGCGAGAUGAACUGCGAAACCACGACGGAUCUCACGACUUUUGGCACAUUCAUCGAGUGCGUAACAACGCUUUAUCGUUAGCAAAACUCGAAGGCAUCGCUUCCGAGGAGGAUUUGACCAUCGUCGAAGUCGCUUCUCUGUUACACGACGUGCGAGAUUGGAAGUACGCAGAAGAACAAAGAGGGAGUUUCGAGGAUGUCGUCGAGGACGUUUUAAAAGAAUACGAGCACAAAAAGACAGUCGUGGAUAUAGUAAACAAUAUUGGGUUCAAAGAAGAGUUGUCUUCGACCGCCUCUGCAUCCACGCAAGGCGAUACUUCUCGUAUUAGGGGUGACAUAAAAUUCAAAAUCGUGAGCGAUGCGGACAGACUCGACGCCAUCGGGGCGAUUGGUAUAGGACGGACAUUCUGUUUCGGAGGCGCUAAGAAAAAUCCAAUGCACGAUCCGGGUGUUCCACCGAACGUAGGUUUGACGAGAGAGGAGUAUCAAGCGGCACACAAUCCAGGGAUGAUAAAUACGACCAUCAAUCACUUUCACGAAAAACUUCUAAAACUAAAAGAUAUGAUGAAAACGGAGAGCGGUACGAAGAUGGCGUUGAAAAGACACGAGGUCAUGGAGAGGUUUCUGAAAGAUUUUCACGACGAGUGGGAAGGACUGUAA